GAAACGUACCUCGAACAGUAAACAGCUCAAGAAAUUUUCUUUUGAAAAUAAAAUUCAGUCGUGAAUUUGACAAAGUUUUUUUUUUGUGAACGAAGUGAAGACAGUUUUAUAAAAGUUAUUUCAUCAUGUCUGCAUUAUACAACGAAUACAUUAUUGCUAGCAAUAACAGCAUUAAUGACAACAAAUACAACGCGGAAAAAGUGGCCAAAUCAUCAUCGUACAAAAUCAAGCGAAUUUUGAAGCCGCUGUUGAGAAUGCUGCGCCAGAAGAGCAAGAAGCAGAAAACCGAAUUCGUUUAUGCAAAUCAAAAGAAUGCAUCAAUCGAAAGCUGUGACGAUUUCUGGGCAUCCGAAAUUGACGACAAUUCAGCCAACGAAGAACUUGAAUCGAGAAUAUUCCGCGAAAUUGACCAAUGUGAAGACAAUGCAGCCGUUUAUGUUUACGAAAAUGACGAUUUUGAAAUUCAGCCAGUAAAGCGAGAUCAGCGAUUUGUACCCGUUCAUUUUGCACGCACCGAAGCCGGCACAUUCUUCUGGACAACAAUGCAGAAACCAGUUGAUUAUGACCUCGUACAACCGACCUACUGUUGCUCAUCAUACCAACAACCGCAACUACAAUUCGGCGAUCGAUGGGUUCAAGCGUAAAUGAACAUACAACAACAGUAUGCAACAAGUGUGUGAAAUUAAAAUCACGUGAAAAAGAAUUCAAAGUGCCAAUUAAGUUAUAUUUUUUUGAAAUGAUCUCUCAAAUUGUUUAAUUCAUUAAGUUUUUGCUUUUGAAUUAUUUUUUUUUGUUUAACCUGAAAUUAUUGCUCAAGCUUUAUUUUUUGAUUGUAUAAUUCAUUGGAGAAUGUUCAGUUUGAACGUUUGUGAUAUUAGAGUAGGGAAUCAAAAUGUUAUAGUAAGCUCGUUUUGUGAUGAUUUUUGAUUA
Messenger RNA from Bradysia coprophila, 930 nucleotides. RefSeq names its product enhancer of split m4 protein-like. Gene Ontology annotation, biological process: sensory organ development; Notch signaling pathway. The record is from RefSeq and is a predicted model, not a curated record. Lineage: Eukaryota; Metazoa; Arthropoda; Insecta; Diptera; Sciaridae.